Saccostrea cuccullata (small rock oyster) is the source of this 2641-nucleotide messenger RNA. Its product is annotated as adhesion G protein-coupled receptor L3-like. The coding region runs from base 63 to 2438 and encodes 791 amino acids. Gene Ontology annotation, cellular component: plasma membrane. Gene Ontology annotation, biological process: cell surface receptor signaling pathway; adenylate cyclase-activating G protein-coupled receptor signaling pathway. Gene Ontology annotation, molecular function: G protein-coupled receptor activity. Lineage: Eukaryota; Metazoa; Mollusca; Bivalvia; Ostreida; Ostreidae. The transcript has 24 exons. The record is from RefSeq and is a predicted model, not a curated record.
AGACAUCAUUUCAGUUCAUCGAAUUUAGAGUAUGUGUUGGGAGUUAGCCAAUUCUUAAGAUCAUGCCGAAAAUCCAACACACGAUAUUAUUAUUUUUUACUGGCAUUUAUUCCAUAUCUGAAGUUUUCAGCUCAUGGGAAACGUGUUCAAAAAAUGGAGUUUCAUACAUGUUUGAAGAACAGAAAGUUGAUUGGCAUGAGGCAGAAAGGCGAUGCAAAUUUGCCGGUGGAUCUUUACCUAUUAUUCGGUCGUAUUUUGAUGAGAAUUGUAUCGUUAGGAGGCUAAAACAAAGUGUUGGUCCCUAUUCUAUUGGAGGUACAAAAUCGCCCUCUAGAAAUUGGAUAUGGAUAGAUGACACCCCGAUUACUCAGCCAACAUAUUGGUCUAAAGGUGAACCCAAUAAUGUUGAUGGAAAUGAAAAUUGCUUACACUUCCGGUUGUUUAAUGGAAUUUAUUUUUGGAACGACGUACCUUGUAGUGUGCUUGGUGGUUUUGUUUGCCAAGCCCCAAAAAUUCCAUUUUGUGAAGACUUGCCAAACGUGGAUUGUGUGUCGAGAAUUGAAAACACCAAAGACAUGAUUGAUUCUGCUCUCCAAGGAAAUUUGUCAAAGAAAGAAAUAAAGCUUACGAUAGAUCGUCUGCUUCUAAACUUACAGACACUUUCAACAGACAACGAACAAACUCCCGAAGACUUAGAUAAUUCAAUAGAUUUGCUGAAUAAAAUCGUUGAUGUUUCCAAUAGGUCUAACGUUCCUCUUCCAAAGUCGAUGAUUGUGACAACAAUUGACAAUAUACUGGGAGAAAAUCACACUGCUGCUUGGAAUAACACUUCUACAAAGGAGGCCAGUGCAAGAGUCAAUAAAAUCUUUAAGACCGUGGACAAAAUAGGAUUGAAUCUCUUAGAGACGGUCAGCGAGAACGAAAGCAUCACAUUUAACUCAACAAAAAAUAUUGUUUUCACACUUGCAAAGAUUCCGGCAGAUCAGCCCAUAAUUUUCCCGGAAAACAAUAGCAUCUCAAUUUCAUCGCUAGUGUUUCCAGUACAAGCUAAUGGUUUAAAUCAAAGUAUUCCCUGCCUUGCAGUGAAGUACACAACACUAGCGAAAAAUUUAAAUAACAACAAAAGAGUGAAAGAGAAUUCCGGAUACGAUAUUUAUUCUGAUAUUAUGUCAUUAACACUUAAAGAGCCUUUAUUUGGAGGAACAUUGGACCCAUCAAUUCAUUUGAAGUUCUUAAAACAGGAUUCUCAAAAUUCCCUCAGCAAAUGUGUAUUUUGGGAUUUUAAACACAAUAACGGAACUGGUAGGUGGUCAACACGAGGAUGUAAAUUACUAUCUACAGAUGACCUUUAUCUUCACUGUGAAUGCAACCAUCUGACAAAUUUUGCAGUACUGGUUCGACCAUAUUCAAGGAUAAAAGACGAAGAGGAUGCAUUGAAUUGGAUUUCCAUAAUUGGUUGCUCAAUAUCGGUCUUUCUUUCUUUGCUGACGGCCAUUAUUUACAUCUUUUUCUGGAAAUCUAUUACUGUCAACGUCAACCAAAUAAUAAAUAAGAUCACGGUGUUACUCUGCUUUGGUCUCUCCAUGGCCUAUACAUUAUUUCUAAUUGGAGUUGAUAAAAUACAGAAUGAAGUCGGAUGCACUGUCAUCACAGCACUGCUACACUAUCUUUUCCUGUUCAUUUUCUUUCUAAUGCUGGCCCUUGGGUGUCACUAUUUCAGCAGUAUCUCUCUCGUCAAAUUAUCACUGUCUAAAGCAACAACACUUCAGAGUCAUGCCGGUACAUUCGGUAAAGUAACGUGGGUAGUUGUCACGGUCAUACCACUUAGCAUAACCGCAGAAACUUUCGGAAUCGUAUAUUCCUCGGACAAGGACUAUCAUUCACAAACCAGUUGCUGGUUAUCAUUUGAAAGUGGAGCUUUGUAUGGAUUUAUUGGACCCGUAGCUGCCAUUAUUUUGGUCAAUGUCAUAAUUGUAUUGAGUCUCGUUGUGACUCUAUGUUCGACAAUUUCCUCAGAAGAAGAACUGAAGAAAAGGACAAUAGCCGGAAUAAAGUCCAUCUGUACCCUGUUACCUGUUCUGGGUGUCACGUGGUUGUUUGGUCUUUUGUCAAUCAAUGAUGAUGUGAUAGUGUUUCAGUAUAUAUUCUCCCUGUUAAACUCCUUCCAGGGACUUUUUCUUUUCAUCUCCAAAUGUCUUUUAAACAAAAAGAUCAGAAAGUUGCUAAGCGAACGCAUACACAUAAAAGGUUCAGAAAACUGGAGAAGCAGGUUUUAUACACUAUUGAGCAGCAAUACGAUGUCUAUGAAUACAAAGGAGUUUUCAUCAGUAUCUAGAAUUCAAACUGAUGGAGAAGAAUUAUUCAGUAAACAAAAAGAAGGGGAUUCCAUCAAGGGAAUUUCGUUCACACAGAGAGAGAGUGUCAAUACAGUUCUUUAAAGAUCCAUGUCGAAAAAAUCAAGACAUCUUCAGAGAACUUGGGAUAUUAUUGUCAGCGCCUAAUUAUCAUUAAAUUAUCAUUUCUUUUAUUUGCUUCUUUAAUCACGUAAUUGUAAGAUAUAACAGUACGAUGUCGCAAUCUAAAAGCUUCAGAUUUCAAAUUUAUUUAAAUGAAAUAUUUUUCAUAUUUUACGUAUAUUAUU